CGCUGCUCCCGGAUUGCGUACAUCAUCGAACCGCCCUGGAGUUUGAUCCAGUAUUCGUACGUGAAGGCCGCGGUGCUAUCGACGAUCUACGAUCGACCAUGUGGUGAGUGCGAUGUUGAUAACUUUGUGAAUUCUUCAUUGCCGGAAAAGGGCGAUCAUCGGUGGCCUUCGACGAGUUCCACGACAUUGACCACGCCCAUGACUACCACUGAAAUUGUGAGAAGCACCGAGAGUACGACCACCGAAAUUGCAACGACUCUUUCGCCGCAAUCGGAAGAAUCCAACAACAUAACUAGUUUGAUGGAUGUUGAAGAAUUCUUCGAAGAUACCAAGCCCUACGAUGAAUCUACGGAAGGCGAAGAAGAACCGAUAUCGAUAGAGCAGGAUUUGGAACUUACCACAACUACAACGACUACCGGAGAUCCACCGACCCGGAUAUCGCAAGCGAUCAACAUCACCGAAGUCGAUUCCAGUGAAGGCGAUUAUGACGAUCCUUUUGCCAAUCUCACGGUCACCGGCCCUGAGCUCAUUUUGCCGCUGAAAAUCGUCAUCCCGGCGGUUCACAUCCACUACGAUCGACCCGAGGCAAACCAAACUUUCAACAAGUACGAAUACAUUGUGUUUCAAAGCGACAACCCGGCAGUCCAUCAACAUCAGAACGAUUCCGCUGCAACAGGCGACUCCAGCCAGCUCCGCGAAAUCCAGCUCGAAAACUCCGGCCCCAACAGUACCCUACGUGUCAUCGGGGUCGAUUGGCCGCUACAGCAGCUACGCGAAAUACUCAACACCAGUGCCAUCCUGUAUGACGAUCGGACGACCCAGGUCUACCGACGGCUUGGCCGCUACAAUGCGUCCAGCAUCGACGAGCUGGAGGAAGUUUCGGUCGGUAGCAAGUACGCUGCCUGGAAGCGGCACCAAGCGGAACAGGCCGAGAUGGCCAAAACCGAGAAGCGCAACUUCAUCCGGAAGCACUACGAGCGGCUGAUACAGUGGCUCAGCUGGCAGUUUGACAAAUCUUGAACAGGGAAACUGGGCGUUUCUUUCGACGAGUUUGCUUACAAACAGCUUAGAUUGUUUUUUUUAUUUUUAUUUUUUUUUUUUUUUGAAAGGUGGUCUAUCAUAAAUAUUGCUUAUAUUCGCUUGUAAACCCCAAUGAUAUGAUAUUUAUAAAAGCUACACCGUUGCGUAACCACGUGUCGGUAGCUCUGAAAAAAUGAUGAUAUUAGUAAAACAUGUUACAAAUAUAGCUAUAGGAAAUUAUUCUAGACACAAACAUUAGGUAGUUGUUUUAAUAAACACGUUCUCCGUAAUAA
Messenger RNA from Uranotaenia lowii, 1313 nucleotides. RefSeq lists its product as uncharacterized. The transcript is spliced from 2 exons. Lineage: Eukaryota; Metazoa; Arthropoda; Insecta; Diptera; Culicidae. The coding region runs from base 199 to 1020 and encodes 273 amino acids. The record is from RefSeq and is a predicted model, not a curated record.